Pichia membranifaciens NRRL Y-2026 is the source of this 183-nucleotide messenger RNA. RefSeq lists its product as hypothetical. The coding region runs from base 1 to 183 and encodes 60 amino acids. Gene Ontology annotation, cellular component: mitochondrial inner membrane. The transcript has a single exon. The record is from RefSeq and is a predicted model, not a curated record. NCBI's taxonomy places the organism in Eukaryota, Fungi, Ascomycota, Pichiomycetes, Pichiales, Pichiaceae.
AUGUCCCACGCUGCAGCAGGUUACACACGUCACGGAGGAGCUCCGGUUCCAAAAGCAGGUCCUUUCUACAGAUACUCUGCCACGUUCUUGGGCGCCACCAUGUGGUUCUGGUUGUUCUACAGAGCAAAGCACGACUGGAAGCAGUGGGUGGGUAUCGAACACCCAUGGGACCACGCCCACUAA